Euleptes europaea (tarantolino) is the source of this 1350-nucleotide messenger RNA. RefSeq names its product ectonucleotide pyrophosphatase/phosphodiesterase 6 (gene ENPP6). The coding region runs from base 1 to 1320 and encodes 439 amino acids. Lineage: Eukaryota; Metazoa; Chordata; Lepidosauria; Squamata; Sphaerodactylidae. The transcript is spliced from 8 exons. The record is from RefSeq and is a predicted model, not a curated record.
AUGGCAAUGCGCAUGGCCCUCUCUCUCCUCUUUGUCAUGACCCUGGCUUGUUCAUCCCUGGCACAUCGGAAGCUCCUGCUGUUCCUAAUCGAUGGCCUUCGCCAUGAUUAUAUUGAUGAUCAAGCACUAGGGUCCUUGCCUGGCUUCAAAGAGAUUGUCAACGGUGGCGUGAAAGCGGAUUACCUGACCCCAGAUUUUCCUAGUCUUUCCUACCCAAACUACUACACCUUGAUGACUGGUCGCCACUGUGAGGUGCAUCAAAUGAUUGGCAACUACAUGUGGGACCCAACUACCAAUGCGUCGUUUGAUAUCGGUGUGACUCAAGACAGCCUAUUGCCUCUUUGGUGGAAUGGAUCAGAGCCCUUGUGGGUCACCAUGAUGAAAGCAAAGCGGAAAGUCUUCAUGUACUAUUGGCCUGGGUGUGAAGUUGAAAUCCUUGGAAUCAGGCCUACCUAUUGCCUACCAUACUACAGCGUUCCUACAGAUGCCGAUUUCUCCAGUGCUGUGAAUAAUGCUAUUGAAUCUUUGAGAAUAGGCACAGCAGAUAUGGCAGCGGUGUAUUAUGAAAGGAUUGAUGUAGAAGGUCAUCAUUAUGGGCCUUUGUCUGUUCAGAGGAAGAAUGCCUUACAAGCGGUCGACAAUGUACUGUUGAAUAUGAUUAAGUUAAUCAAGGAUAAGGGCAUGCAGAAUGACCUGAAUGUCAUUCUUUUCUCGGAUCAUGGGAUGACUGACAUUUACUGGAUGGAAAAAGUGAUUGAGCUGUGGAACUGUAUCAACAUGAGUGAUGUUAUACUAUUAAAGGACCGAGGCCCGGUUGUAAGUCUGUGGCCAGCAAAAGACAAGGAGCUUCAGGUAUAUAACAAGUUGAAGAAUGUGCCACAUAUGACAGUUUACAGGAAAGAAGAUAUUCCUGACAGGUUCUAUUAUAAAAAGGGGAAAUUUGUCUCACCUUUGACACUUGUGGCUGAAGAAGGAUGGUUCAUAGUGGAGAGCAGAGAAACGCUUCCAUUUUGGGAGAACGGCACUGGGAAAAGAGAGGCCUGGCAGAAUGGAUGGCAUGGCUAUGACAAUGAGCUCAUGGAUAUGAGAGGAUUCUUCCUUGCAUAUGGCCCAGAUUUCAAGUCUAACUUCAGAGCGGCGCCGAUCAGAUCAGUGGAUGUUUAUAACGUUAUGUGCAAAGUGGCAGGAAUACAGUCGCAGCCAAACAAUGGAUCCUGGUCCAGAGUGGAGUGUAUGUUAAAAAAUAAUGCCAGUUUGGCACGGCCAUUCCAAUGGCUCAGCUCUGCACUGGCACUAAUGCUGUUUGUGUUGUUUGUUUAACACAUUUUGUUACUCGGGUCCCAAUACAAU